Homalodisca vitripennis (glassy-winged sharpshooter) is the source of this 762-nucleotide messenger RNA. Its product is annotated as superoxide dismutase [Cu-Zn]-like. NCBI's taxonomy places the organism in Eukaryota, Metazoa, Arthropoda, Insecta, Hemiptera, Cicadellidae. Gene Ontology annotation, biological process: removal of superoxide radicals. The transcript is spliced from 4 exons. Gene Ontology annotation, molecular function: superoxide dismutase activity; copper ion binding. The record is from RefSeq and is a predicted model, not a curated record. Bases 118 to 582 code for a protein of 154 amino acids.
AAAUCAUGCAUUGUCAUUGAAACUAAACUGUUCCCUAGAUUUAUCGUCAGUUUCAAUCCUGAAGCAUUUAAGACUAGUAAUCCACGUUCAUAUCUUAUCUACCCAUAAACAUAUAAAAUGGUGAUUAAAGCGGUUUGUGUUCUAGCAGGAGAAAAAGUCAAGGGCACUAUUCAUUUUGAACAAAGUGGUAAUGGUGAACCAGUGAAAGUAUUUGGAGAAGUUUCAGGGCUUGAUAAAGGACUACAUGGAUUUCAUGUUCAUGAAUUUGGAGAUAAUACAAAUGGUUGCACAAGUGCUGGGCCUCAUUUUAACCCAGACAAUAAGGACCAUGGGGCCCCAGAGGAUGCAGUGCGUCAUGUAGGAGAUCUUGGCAAUAUUACUGCUGAUGAUAAGGGUAAUGCCAAAGUCAACAUCACUGAUGGUAUAAUUUCACUAUCUGGACCCUUGAGUGUACUUGGAAGAACUGUUGUGGUCCAUGCUGAUCCUGAUGAUUUGGGUAAAGGUGGCCAUGAGUUGAGCAAGGUAACUGGAAAUGCAGGAGGACGUCUUGCCUGCGGAGUUAUUGGUAUUGCCAAGGCUUAAACCCAUAAUCACAACUGUGUUUAUGAUAUUACACUGUAUUACUCAUAUAUAAUUAGUCCUCAAAGGAAUCAUCAAACAUCCCCUAAAAAGCAAUAAAAAUUAGCAUUGUUAAAUAUUUUGUUUUCUUAUUCUUAUAUUAAAUGUAAUUUUAUUUAAUUAUAAAUGAGUUGGUAACAUUUA